ACCCGGCUGUCAAAUAUGGCCCCGUCCUGCUGGGUGUGAGAGGAGCAGCCGACAAAGGACAGAAAGCAGAACCUCCGGCUCACCCCUCCGUCCAUCGCUGCUGCUGCUGCUGUGUGUGCCGGCCAAACGAUGAAGUGUGCUGGAGCGAGGAACUGACAGAAGAAGGCCAUCCUUGUUGCUGACCAUCUGCUCCGUUACACCAACCCUCCACGCUGGCUUCCUCACUCCCUGCCUGCAAAGGGCUCCGCCCGGCAGCAGCCAUGCAGAUCAAUCCAGUGCUGGUGGAGUCCACCGUGGUCUUUGCCGUGGUGCUAUGCGUCCACAUGGCGGUCUGGAACCAGCACUCCUGGUGCAGCAUAGCCCUCGUCAUCCAGGCUUUCUACGUGCAGCACAAAUGGGACCGUCUGCUACGGUCAGGAGGCGCUGUGUUCCAGUUUCGGCCAUCAGCGAAUAGCGGCAUUGUACCGGCCUCCAUGGUGAUGCCCUUGCUCGGCCUGGUACUGAAAGAAAAGUGCUCCGACUCAGGGAAUGUCUACUUUGAGCGCUUCUCCAUGGUUGUCACCAUCACAGGCAUGAUGCUGGCUCUGUUUCUCUCUCUGAUUGCGCUCGGUAUCACCAGACCCGUGCCUACGAACACUUGUGUGAUCGCAGGCAUGGCCGGCAGCGCCAUUCUCUACACGACCAAACAGACGCUGACGGUGUCUGAGGUCAUCGAGGUGUUAGAGGUACUCCUGAUCUUCGUCUAUCUCAGCCUGAUCGUGCUUUAUCUGCUGCCGCGCUGCUUCACACCCGGAGAGGCGCUGCUCAUUGUCGGCGGAAUCAGUUUCAUCGUCAACCAACUCAUCAAGCGCUCCCUGAACCUGGCAGAGGUCAAAGGAGAUCCAGUGAACUAUUUCCUGCCAGUGGUGGUGGUGGGCUCGCUGCUGCUGGGUGUUUUCUUCGCCCUGCUCUUCUGUUUCAUGGAGUCCGAGACCUGGGUGUCCUCGCUCUUCUUCCACAUGAUGACGGCCGUCCUGUGUCUGGGAAUCCUCAUGCCGUGGCUCUCCCUGUUCAUCGGCCGGCACCCCAUCAUGUGGCUGCUGGACUUUCUCACGUUAAAUGACAGAAGACUCUGUCUGUUGGGGUACUGGGUGUUUCUGGCUGUCGUGGCCACCUGUGUUGUGUUACACCAGAACUACCAGCGCCAGUCUGGGUCCAAGAAGCACCAGGCCUCGACUGUUGUCAGGAAGUACUUCCAUCUGAUAGUCGUGGCCACGUAUGUUCCAGGGCUCAUAUAUGACAGACAGAUGCUUCACGUGGCAUCUGUGGGUUGCCUGGCUAUUUUCUUGUUCCUGGAGUACGUGCGGUACUUUCGGAUCAGGCCACUGGGUCAGCUGCUCAGGCAGCUGCUCACACUGUUCCUGGAUGAGCGUGACUCUGGGCCUCUCAUACUGACCCAUGUCUACCUGCUACUAGGCAUGUCUCUGCCCAUAUGGCUGUUCCCUGGGCCCUGUGCCCCGAAGGGGAUACUUCCUGGUGCGGGUGGCCUGGUGCCUUAUGCAGGUGUGCUGGCUGUUGGGGUCGGAGACACUGUGGCGUCCAUAUUUGGCAGCACCAUGGGGGAGAUUCGCUGGCCUGGCACUAAGAAAACCAUGGAGGGGACUGCAACAUCUGUGUUUGCCCAAAUCAUCGCUGUGGCCAUGUUUCUCAUCUUCGAUGGGGGUAUCAAUUUGAACUCCACCUACUCGUGGAUCGUUGGCUCCAUAACCCUGGUGGCCAUGUUGGAGGCCUACACCUUUCAAAUAGACAACCUUCUUCUCCCACUCUACCUGUUCAUCCUGCUGAUGCUCUGAACAGACAGAUGGUCCAGACAAAAACAGUUUCCACCCCCUGUCCUACACCGUCUCCUGGGGGGAAGCAAGAAUGGUCAGUUUGGGAUGAUAAGAAGAUACUCGAAGUGAUCAAAGAAGUCCCUUUUAGGAAUCGAUGGAGUCGUUUACACUGGCAAGAAAGAAAUGAUGAAAAGCUGACAGCUGGACUGAGCCUGGCAAUUUUUAUGUCAGCAAACCAGUGUGGGAGCAACAGAAUGUGCCCUCUGUCUGACUUGUGAUCUGAAGACAGCUUCUUCAGAUCAAAAGUCAUUUCAGUAUCAGCAUGAGGAAGGGGACCAACACAAAGUUAUAAAGAAAUGUGAAGACGAGCUUCUAAAUAUUCUCUGAGCUAUGUGACAACUGUGGUGUAGGGCCAUUUUGCAAGUCCCCAUCUUGACAUGAAGGUACUUAACAAUAACAGCUAAUUUAUGCAAAAGAAGAUUAGAAAAGUACAAAAUGUCUUUUUAAACACUGAAUUCUGAAUACACAGAUACUGCUAAGAGGCACAUUUCGAUCGUCCAUGAGGAGGUUGUCCUAUCUUGUCCCUUUCUUGCAAUUAUAUGCCUUCUGUAUUGCCUUUGAAGAACAUUAUUUAAAGUUAGCUAGUUGAAAUGUCUUUUUCUUAAUCAACCUUUUUCAUUAUUAUGAUAUGAUUUGGAUAAUGGCAGAUGGCAAUGCGACGAAGGACUCACUGAUGUGAACAUUUGCCUUAAGAAGUAAAUUUUCGAUCACACGUUACCUUCUAUUGUAGAAGCUGUAGAUGAAAGCAUGGCCGCCCCGCUCAACUCAUUUUCAAGGGCUGGUUUAUACUUCAGUAUGGCAGAAACUCACCAUGGUCCUUGCAUGACACUAAUGUGAAAUCCAGUACUGUAACAUGUACACAGAUAUACUACAGUAUAUUUGUUCGGUACGUUUUAUUUGCUUCAUAUUCUUGUGGUUUGAUGGGACCUUUUAAAAGGUAAACUUAACUUAUACAUAUCUUUGUGAUACUCAGCCUUCAUCACAUACCUUUGGACUCUGUAGAUAUGAUUUGGGCCAAACUGAUGACCACAGGGCCUUCCUAACAUUCAUUUAAAUGAUUUAAUUUAUAGAAAUAUCAUUCGGCUAGAUCCAUAGACUGUUUAUAAAAAUGGACAACGCGUGGCCUUUGACCUCAACUAUCCAGAAAAAAAGCAAAAAUAUCAUUCAAAUAUUAAAAAUAUUGAUUCAAACGCUGUCAUCUUGCAGCGAUGACGUCACCUGGAGACACGCGGCUUUACAGUAGUGAUCAGGAGAUGGAGCCGUGGAAGUUAGCUCCCACUGAUACGAAGCACUCGACCAAUCGCAAGUCAGUCUCUGCUCUCAGUCACGAUGUUUCGACUCGUUUUUAUAGCAUCAAGUAACUAACAACUACCUAAAAUUACAGAAACCAUCUUUGAAAAAAUUAUUGGACUUCUUAGUUCUUAGUUCCAUGUACUAACAUGGAGGCUAAAUGUAUGACCCAUACUGCAUCCAGCCACCAGGGGCGCAAUCAAGACGUUUUGGGGAGCCGUCAUGUCGUCCAUCUUUAUAUACAGUCAAUGUUUGAUGUCAUCAUUCUGAGAUGUGAGGAUGCAUCAGUUCAGAGCCUGAAAUGUGUUUUCAGAAUGAAUUAACUUUACUUUCAUCUGUAAAAGUUCUUUUUUUAAUGUGAUGACGAUUAAUUUGCAUGAUUCUUCUAGUAUUUUAUUUUUGCCAUCACCCUUAUGUUUAAAAAAUGUAAUAUUGCAUGUCGAGAGCAUCCAGACAGAAAGAUAAAAAUGAUAUUCCUCCAAUUUUCAGUCCAUUUGUUUAAUGCUGGUGUGAGAAUGGAGAAGAGGCACCUGUGCGCCAACAUUAACCCUUUGGUUUCUCAGUUUGAUUUCAAAUGUAUCAAAAAAAGUUUGGAUGUU
Molecule: messenger RNA, 3760 nt
Organism: Platichthys flesus (European flounder)
Lineage: Eukaryota; Metazoa; Chordata; Actinopteri; Pleuronectiformes; Pleuronectidae
Gene: dolk
Product: dolichol kinase
Exons: 2
Coding region: 261-1832 (523 amino acids)
Biological process (GO): dolichyl monophosphate biosynthetic process
Cellular component (GO): endoplasmic reticulum membrane
Molecular function (GO): dolichol kinase activity
Source: RefSeq, a predicted model, not a curated record